Messenger RNA from Aureobasidium musti, 603 nucleotides. The record is from the annotation of a GenBank genome assembly. NCBI's taxonomy places the organism in Eukaryota, Fungi, Ascomycota, Dothideomycetes, Dothideales, Saccotheciaceae.
AUGUCUUCAUCUUCAGCCCCAACAGGACUGGUCAUCGAUCAGACGACCAUACUGUCGCUCUUGUCCACUUUAGCCAUUCUGGCUGCCGCCUAUCUGACAUCCCUCUAUACGCUUCCUAGCACCGCGAGCACCAAAACUCGCUUCCUCUUCAUCUGGCACGCCUUUGACGCACUAAUUCAUUUCAUCCUUGAAGGCACGUUCCUCUACAACUGCUUCUUCUCCUUCGGUCCCACUCUGCUCACCGAGCCUCUGCUUCCUGCCAACGUCCACUUCUUGGGUCGCGUGGGUAGAAACUACGGUGCUGCGUACGGAGAGCAUUGGCACAGUGCGCUUUGGCGCGAGUAUGCUAAAGCUGAUAGAAGAUGGGCGGGAACUGACCUUACGGUUGUGAGUUUGGAGCUGUUGACCGUGUUUGUGGGCGGGCCUUUGGCUUGUUGGAUUUGUUUGCAGCUGGUCAAGGAGAGAUGGGGAAGUGCUUGGUUCUGGAUGUGUGUACUUGCUACUGGAGAGCUCUAUGGUGGUAAGUAUCGUGUUCUCAUCCUCGCUGCUUUUACGUUCUCGUGGUUUUUGGUCAGGGUCGCUGCCGGAGACUUGAUCGUUUGA